AUGCGCAUCUCGCUUGAAACCGUGACGGCCGUCCUGGCUUGCCUCUCCACCAGCUAUGCGCUCCAGAUCCCUCCCGAUACGCCGCUCUCCGAAUUGAUCUCGUCCGCCAAAGCGCAUCUUGCAAAGGGCUCCCCACGAGAUGCACUCGUAUACUUUGAUGCCGCCGUCUCGCGCGAUCCAACGAACUAUAUCACCAUCUAUCAGCGCGGCGCUGCUUACCUGUCCAUUGGCAAGAACACCCAGGCGUCGGAGGACUUCAAUCGGGUACUUGAACUAAAGCCUGAUUUCGAGGGUGCGCUGCUCCAGCGAUCUCGUCUCAGAGCUCGGUCUGCCCAUUGGAAGGAAGCCUUACAAGAUCUGGAACGGGCAGGGAAGAAGGACUCGGUCGAAUACCAGGAGCUCCAGGCCGCCCGAGAUGCAGCAGCCCUAGCUCUGGCUGCGGAGAAGAAGGGAGACUGGGAGGCCUGUGUUGCGCAGGCUGGAGUCGCUAUUAUGAAGGCGAAUACGGAUCUGUCAUUGCGACAGGCUCGCGCACACUGUCGGUUCGAGAGAGGAGAAGUGGAGGAGGGUGUGAGUGAUCUCGCACAUGUUCUACAGAUCUCCCCGAACUUGGUGGAGCCUCAUCUACAGAUGUCAUCCAUGCUCUUCUAUGCUCUGGGUGAUAGUGACCGUGGUCUCGCUCAAAUUCGCAAAUGUCUCCACACCGAUCCUGAUUCAAAAGCCUGCAAUCGUCUCUAUAAACGAGAGCGACAACUGGCAAAGACGUUAGGGAAAUUGCACAGUGCCCUGGAGGCGCGCAAGUUCAGUAAUGCCGCAAAGCUGAUGGUCGAUGAUGGGGAAGAUACCGGGUUGAUCACCGACGUGAAGAAUGAUGUCGCCGAGGCGAGAAAAGCGGGCCAUAUUCACCCAUCAGCGUCUAACAAUCUCUAUGUCUUCCUGGUUGAGAAGACGUGCGAGUCCUACCGAGAGAUGCGUAUGGUCAAGAAGGCUGGCCCUUACUGCGCCGAAUCCCUCCAACUGGUUCCAUAUUCUCUUCAUGGUCUGCUAUACCAGGCCCAGACUGAGCUGGACGAGGACCGAUUUGAAGAGGCGGUACGCACAUUGAACACUGCUCGAGAACAUCACCCACAUGCCCAGGAGGUCCAGUCCCUUCUUCAAAAGGCGCAGGCCCUAUUGAAGCGGUCGAAGCAAAAGGAUUAUUACAAGGUUAUCGGGGUCAGCCGAGAUGCUGACGAACGGACGAUCAAGCGCGCAUACCGCCAAUUGAUGAAGCAACACCACCCCGACAAGGCUCACGCCCAAGGAGUGUCCAAAGAAGAGGCUGAGAAGAAGAUGGCUGCGAUCAACGAGGCAUACGAAGUCCUAUCUGACUCGGAGCUGCGUACGCGCUACGACAAUGGAGACGAUCCCAACGACCCUGAGUCGCAGCAGCGAGGCAAUCCGUUCCAUGGCAGUCCCUUCGGCCAAGGCGGCGGCCAGCAAUUCGUCUUCCAGCAGGGUGGCCAGCAAUUCAAGUUCGGUGGUCAGGGCUUCGGGGGCUUCCCCUUCCGCUGA
Molecule: messenger RNA, 1554 nt
Organism: Penicillium daleae
Lineage: Eukaryota; Fungi; Ascomycota; Eurotiomycetes; Eurotiales; Aspergillaceae
Product: DnaJ and TPR domain protein
Exons: 2
Coding region: 1-1554 (517 amino acids)
Biological process (GO): protein folding in endoplasmic reticulum
Cellular component (GO): endoplasmic reticulum
Molecular function (GO): protein-folding chaperone binding; misfolded protein binding
Source: RefSeq, a predicted model, not a curated record